GCAGUACGUGAAUGCACCAUGACACAACAGCAAAGAUGGCGGGCUGCUGUCGGAACUGUUUUUGUUGUCAGUGUUGCUGUAGAGAAACGGAGACGCGGACUCCGGAGGAACUGACGAUUCUUGGUGAAAUUCGAGAUGAAGAAGAUGAGAUCCUACCCAGGAAGGACUAUGAGAGUUUGGAUUACGACCGCUGCAUCAAUGAGCCCUACGUGGAGGUUCUGGAGGGCAUGGACAACAAGAAAGGCAGAAAGUACGAGGCGGUGCGGUGGAUGAUGGUGUUUGUGAUUGGGGUCACCGUCGGUCUGGUUGGCCUGUUCGUGGACUUCUUUGUGCAUCUCUUCACUAAAGUCAAGUUCUCUCUGGUUGGUGAUUCUAUAGAGAAGUGCAGCAAUAAUGGCUGCCUCACGUUGUCUCUCCUGGAACUUCUGUCGUUCAACAUGGCCUUCAUCUUCAUCGCCAGUGUGCUCGUCCUCGUAGAGCCGGUAGCUGCAGGCUCUGGUAUCCCAGAAAUCAAAAGUUACUUGAACGGAGUGAAGAUUCCUGGAAUCGUGAGAUUGAGAACGUUUCUCUGCAAAGCUGCUGGAGUCCUGUUCAGCGUGGCUGGAGGUCUGUUUGUGGGAAAAGAAGGUCCCAUGAUACACAGUGGAGCCAUCGUGGGAGCUGGUCUUCCUCAGUUUCAGAGCAUCACCUUCAAAAGGAUAAAGUUUGAUUUUCCCUACUUCCGCAGUGACAGAGACAAGCGGGACUUUGUGUCUGCUGGAGCUGCGGCAGGAGUGGCUGCUGCCUUUGGCGCUCCGAUCGGGGGAACCCUCUUCAGUCUGGAGGAGGGCUCGUCCUUCUGGAACCAGGCCCUUACCUGGAAAGUGCUCUUCUGUUCGAUGUCGGCCACCUUUACGCUCAACUUCUUCCGCUCUGGGAUCAACUUUAACAAGUGGGGUUCGUUCCAGCUGCCCGGGCUGCUCAACUUUGGAGAAUUCAAGUGUCCAGAGGGCGAUAAGACCUGCCACCUGUGGACCGCAGUGGACCUGGCCUUCUUUGUGCUGAUGGGGGUGGUCGGUGGCCUCCUGGGGGCGCUCUUCAACUGUAUGAACAAGAUUCUGGCCAAGUAUCGGAUGAGACACAUUCACCCCAAAGCCAAGUUCAUCAGGGUGCUUGAAAGCCUUUUGGUUGCCAUGGUUACAACAAUAGUGAUAUUUUCAGCUUCUAUUCUGUUGGGUGAAUGUCGUGACCUAUCUGCCCCCCCCACCCAUAACACCACACUGUCCGGCAGCGAUGAGAUCAACUCGACCGUCCGACAGUUCUUCUGCUCCAACAAGACCUACAACGACAUGGCCACUUUGUUCUUCAACUCACAGGAGGCAGCGAUCCACCAGCUCUUCCACCAGGACGGUACCUUCAGUCCCGUCACGCUGUCCCUGUUCUUCCUGCUCUACUUCCUGUUGGCCUGUUGGACCUACGGCGUCUCCGUCCCCAGCGGACUCUUUGUCCCGUGUCUCCUCUGCGGAGCAGCGUUUGGACGUCUCAUCGCUAACAUACUCAGCGUGAAACUGGGAAUGGACAUCUACUCUGGGACCUUUGCUCUGAUCGGAGCGGCGGCCUUCCUGGGGGGCGUGGUCAGAAUGACCAUCAGCCUCACCGUCAUCCUCAUCGAGUCCACCAAUGAGAUCACCUUUGGGCUGCCCAUCAUGAUCACGCUGAUGGUUGCGAAGUGGACCGGAGACUUUUUCAACAGAGGUAUCUACGACAUCCACGUCCAGCUGAAGGGCGUCCCGCUGCUGGAGUGGGAGACGGAGGCAGAGAUGGACAAGCUGACCGCCAGUGACAUCAUGGAGCCCAACCUGACCUACGUGUACCCCCACACCCGGGUCCAGUCGCUGGUCAGCAUCCUCCGCACCACCGUGUUCCACGCCUUUCCCGUGGUCACCGAAAACCGGCUGAACGAGCGGGAUUUCAUGAAGGGAAACAUCCUGGUCAGCAACAACAUUCGCUUCAAGAAGUCCAGCGUGGUGUCCCGCGCGGGCGAGCAGCGGCGCCGGUGCCAGUCCAUGAAGUCGUACCCCUCCAGCGAGCUGAGGAACGUCUGUGACGAGCAGAGUGCCGCGGUGGAGCCGGCGGAGGAGGGGGAGGACCUGCUGCAGCAGAUGCUGGAGCGCAGACACGCCCCCUACCCAAACCUGUACCCAGACCAGUCUCCCAGCGAGGAGUGGACCAUGGAGGAGCGCUUCAGACCGCUCACCUUCCACGGCCUCAUCCUGCGCUCCCAGCUCGUCAACCUGCUCAUCCGAGGGGUCUGCUACUCGGAGAACCAGUCGAGCGCCACUCAGCCGCGGCUGUCUUACGCUGAGAUGACUGAGGACUACCCACGGUACCCAGACAUCCACGAGGUGGACCUGACCCAGCUCAGCCCCCGUAUGAUAGUGGAUGUGACCCCCUACAUGAACACCAGUCCAUACACGGUGUCGCCCAACACCCGGAUCUCCCAGGUCUUCAACCUGUUCCGGACCAUGGGUCUACGGCACCUCCCGGUGGUCAACGCCGUCGGAGAGAUCGUUGGAAUCAUAACGAGACAUAAUCUAACCCACGAGUUCCUGGUGGCCAAACUGCGGCAGCACUACAUCACCAUCUGACCCGGUGUUGGACUCUGUGUCCCGGUUCUGCUCGUUUGGGUUUUCAGCUUUGGUUCUGGUUUUGUCCCUUACAGCAUUAAGACGUUCUCACACCCACACGACGCGUGUCCCAGAACCAGAACCAGAUGGUUGUUGGUAGAACAGAGGAGCCAAAAAGUCCUUCUAAUGACCAAAGUCCGCAUCUUGAUCUGUGGUCCAAAUGUUCAGAAACGACCCCUCGGUUCUACUAUGUUCUUCUGGCACGGUCUUGAUCUCAGAACCACUGGAUCUGAAAGCAGAUCCAGCACGGUACGGUUCUGUUCUGAGGUCCAUCUGGACCCACGACUACGAGCAACAAGAUCCCAGGGCUACUGUUGUGACUCAGUUCAGAUGUUCUGUCUGUUACUUCUCCUCAUUAAGGAACACGCCCAUGACGUCUUUCAACAUAGGCAGAGUCUCUAAAACAGGAAGUAGUCCACUCAUUGCAAGCUAGCUCGCUAACAAACUAGAUGCUAAUUUCCAGCAUCUAAUUAGUUGGGAAAAGAUGUUUUUAAGUUUUUAGGUCCGGGAGUUCUCCCUCUUUUCAUAAUUUCAUCACGUCUUUAGCAUUCAGCUCGCUAAGGAGGAGCGCUGUAUGUUAUUACACUAAAGCUCUGGUUUUGUGCGACACCUGCAUUUUAAAACUCGUAGUGUUUUACUUUGUGCUUUGGUUUGGUCUUAAAGGUACUACGUGUAGGGGUUUCACAGUUAGAUGAUCACAAACGGUCUAAUGUCUCAAUCUGAAGGUCACACCGAAACUGUUUUCCCUUUCAGCCCACUGUCACUUUUUCAUCUUUCACAAAAGCUAAAGAGGGACGUAGUCUCUGUUUACCAUCUGUGAAACGGCUGCAAGCUAGCGAUGCAGCGCCAGCAUUUGUAAUUUUACCACAGCGGGUAAAAAGCUCCAGAGUUGUUUAAAAGAACCAAAGCCAGGAAACAGGAGCGACCCAGAAGUUAUUGCCACGGCAUCUAUUUAUUCUACUUUAAAUCGGGUAAAGAAGGCUAGAGGCUAACGUUGAGCUAACAAUGCUAACGGUGAGUUAGAAGCAGAUAGUUGGCUCUAAGAAUGUCUAAAGCUAGUAUUACUGUGUGUGUGUGUGUGUGUGUGUGUGUGUGUGUGUGUGUGUGUGUGUGUGUGUGUGUGUGUGUGUGUGUGUGUGUGUGUGUAAUGAGUCAAUCGUGGCAUUUUACUCUCUUUAGUGAGUUGUUCAGAACGAUAACCGCACAACUGCAACCACACUUCCCCUAACGCCGGAGACAUAUUACCGUAAUACGUGUAUUAAGUGUUCCCUACUGUAAAACACCAGUGCAAAUGCCAGAUAUGACGUGAAUUUAUCUACUUAUCAACUUACUCGGUGUGUCCCGUCUAAAACGGUCCGGGCAGAAACAUGUUCUGUGCGACACGUUCAGAUCCCAAAACGCAGUUUGACAGAAAAUAAAAUGAUUAUUAAACUCGUAGCUGUGAUGAAAGCGCUCUACGAACCCCUCCAGCUCUGUUAGAUGGAGCUGAAACACAAAAUGUUAUUAAAUCUGCAUUUUUGACAUAAUAGUGUCUGUUCUGAGCCUUUAAACCAGCUCCAGUAAUAAUAAUAAUAAUAAUAAUAAAUUUUAUUUAAAUGCGCUUUACAUUACAGAAGUAAUCUCAAAGUGCUACAGAGUAUAGGGGACAGGUAUAAGGUACACAGCUAGUUAAAAACAGUUAAAAUUUCAGGAUACUAUCAAGCAUGGAAAAUAAAAACAGUCCCCAGAAAUAGAUAAAACCCAUCUAAAAAGUAAUUACAGUAGAUACAAACAAUAAGUAAAACCAGUCACUCACUGGUGUUGCUGCUCAUAAUAAGAAUAAAAAAAACACUUAAAUUAGAUCGCAGCUGUAGAAGGUUCGUGAAUAUUUCAUUUGUUGUUGUUUUUGCACUUUACUUUUUAUUUGUAUGUUUGUUUUCUCUGACUGAUGAGAUGUGCAGAACAGGGGCGUGUCCAGGGAGUGGCCUGGGGUAGCACAUGCCACCCUUAGAAUCUAAUUGGCCACCCCAGGUGCCACCACACUAAUUUACCUUCAAAUAGGCUUUUCAUUGUCCACAAAAGGCUUGGGGGUAAAACAAAAAAGCAUAACCAUUUGGUGCCACCCAUGCACAAAGUUGUGCCUCACCUGAGCCACCCCAUUUUAAAAGAUCUGGACACGCCACUGGUGCAGAAGGCACGCUGGCGCCCUGCAGGUUGUUAUGAGACCAGCUUCCUGCGUCCUCCUAGAGCAGCUCAGAGGGAGCGGGUUUGCACUAACGAGGUCAGAGUUAACGACAGAGGACCACGUCUCUGAGUCUCAGGUUACAUUCAUGUGCAUCAUAUUCUUUCCUAAACGGAGCAAAAUCAAGUCAGGGGGAUUUUACCCCUGAGGAAGCAGUAUUUCCAAUCUUCAAACAUUUCUUCAUGUUAUUUUUAAAGUUUAUUUAAGAUUGUUUUCAUAUAUUUAAUUUGAAAUGUAAACAUGUUUAGUUGUUCAAAUGAUCAGAUUUGUUUUAUAGUUGUGAUUUCUGAGCUGCUUUGAUGCAUUUCACCUGGUUUUACGGGGACUUGCCUACAGACGUCUGGUUCAAAGCAGAAUCAAAGAAACCUUUUUCUGUGGGAGAAAACUAGCAGAAGACCCGUCUUGUGCCUUCUCCUCCUCCUCCUUCUUCUUCAUUGUAGAAAUAAAGUUCCACCUCAAAGUGUU
Messenger RNA from Nothobranchius furzeri (turquoise killifish), 5352 nucleotides. RefSeq names its product chloride channel 6 (gene clcn6). Gene Ontology annotation, molecular function: voltage-gated chloride channel activity. Gene Ontology annotation, biological process: transmembrane transport; chloride transport. Lineage: Eukaryota; Metazoa; Chordata; Actinopteri; Cyprinodontiformes; Nothobranchiidae. The record is from RefSeq and is a predicted model, not a curated record. Gene Ontology annotation, cellular component: intracellular membrane-bounded organelle; lysosomal membrane.